GCAGGUGUGAGUUGGGGUGUGGGCCAGGUCUCACAGGCAGCAGCAGGCUUUAGAGGACCCUGAUGGAGGCCGAGGAACAGGAGGAAGACUCCAGCUCCCUCUCAAAUGACAAAUCAGAGACUAACUCACGCCACUGCCUCCGCUACGUGCCCCUUGGGAUAGCCUUUCUUGUGCUGGCUGGAGCUGCUGCAGCAACCUGGUAUUUCCUAGACUACAGACCAUGGCACCUGGAGCCAUCCAUCCUGCAGUUUUACUGUGGCAGCCUCCAGGUCCUCAACCGCCGGUACUCCCCGGACCUUGGGCAGGUGGAGUCCAGAGCCUUCUGGGUGGAGUCAGCUAAGCUCCAGAACAUGCUGAAGGAACUGAUUCGUGCCACAGAGCUGGGUCGGUACUACAACUCGAGCACGGUGUAUGCCUUUGGGGAGGGAGCUCUGACCUUCUUCUUCUGGUUCACCCUCCAAAUCCCUGAGAGUCAGCAGAAGGAGGCAACUGCUGAGAGGGUAAACACAGUGCUCCACCAAGAGCUCUCCACCAGCUUCAACAGCUCGGGCAGCCUGUCCUACCAGACAGAGUACAGGAUCAACCCCGACUCUCUGGUUCUCCUGGAAUCCAGCGUGAAAGACAUAGUAGUGCUGAAAUCCACUCUGGGUUGCUACAGGUACAGCUAUGUCCAGGACGAUGACAUCCUUAGGCUGGAGGGCCCUGACUACCUGGCCUCCAGUUGUCUUUGGCACCUCCAUGGCCUCAAGGGCUACAUGAUCAAGCUACGCCUGGAGUGGACUCUGCCUGACUGCAGGGACCGCCUGGCAAUGUACGACGCAGCUGGGCCCCUGGAGAAACACCUCAUCACCUCGAUCUACGGCUGCAGCCGGCAGGAGCCCAUUGUGGAAGUCCUUUCAUCUGGCCCUGUCAUGUCCAUUGUGUGGAAGAAAGCCAUGUACAGCUACUAUGACCCCUUCAUCCUCUCAGCCCAGGCAGUGCCCCUCGAAGCUUGUGAGGUGAACAUAACUCUGCGGGAGAGCCUGGAGCUGCAGGGGAAGAUCGGCACCCCACACUACCCCAGCUACUACUCGCCCAACACGCAGUGCACCUGGCACAUGAUGGUCCCAUCCCUCGACUAUGGGGUCACCCUCUGGUUCGAUGCCUACGCACUCAGCAGACAGAAGCAUGACCUGCCCUGUACCCAAGGCCAAUGGAUAAUUCAGAACAGAAGGUUGUGUGGCCUGCGGACCCUGCAAGCCUACGCUGAGAGGAUCCCAGUCACAUCUUCUGCUGACAUCACCAUCACCUUCACCUCCCAGAUCUCCUUAACCGGCCCUGGUGUACAGGCAGCUUACAGCCUGUACAAGCAAUCUGACCCCUGUCCUGGGGAGUUUCUGUGUUUGGUGAACGGUUUGUGUGUCCCAGCCUGUGACGGGAUCAAAGAUUGCCCCAAUGGGCUGGAUGAGAGAAACUGUGUGUGCCCUGCAAAGUUCCAGUGCCGUGAGGACAGCACUUGCAUUGAGUUCAGCAGGGUCUGCAACCAGAAGCUGGACUGUGUCAACGGGAGUGAUGAAGAACACUGCAGUGGAGGGGUCCUCUGCGGUCCUUUCACCUACCGCUGUGAAGAUGGGACCUGUGUGAAGAAACCCAACCCCCUGUGUGACACCACUGCAGACUGCAAGGACCUGUCUGAUGAGAAUCACUGUGACUGUGGAAUGCAAGCCCCUCUCAGCAGGAUUGUGGGUGGUAUGAAUUCUGUGGAAGGGGAAUGGCCAUGGCAGGCCAGCCUGCAAGUUCGGGGCCGCCACAUCUGUGGGGGAACACUCAUUGCUGACCGCUGGGUGGUCUCAGCUGCUCACUGCUUCCAGGAUGAGAGGCUGGCCUCCCCCUCCAUCUGGACCGUGUACUUGGGCAAAUACUUGCAAAAUGCCACCGGCCAUACAGAGGUGUCCUUCAAGGUCAUCCAUCUCUUCCUCCACCCUUAUUACGAGGAGGACAGCCAUGAUUAUGAUGUGGCCCUGCUCCAGCUGGAUCAUCCAGUGAUCAUCUCGCCCUUAAUCCAGCCCAUCUGCUUGCCUGCUCCUUCUCACAUCUUUGAGCCCGGCCUUCAUUGCUGGAUCACUGGCUGGGGAGCCCUGAAGGAAGGUGGGCACAUCAGCAAUGUUCUGCAGAAGGUGGACGUGCAGCUCAUCCAGCAGAACAUCUGCAGCGAGGCUUAUCACUACAUGAUUACUCCCAGGAUGCUGUGUGCUGGGUACUACCAGGGAAAGAAGGAUGCCUGCCAGGGUGAUUCUGGAGGUCCACUGGCCUGCAAAGAACCCAGUGGCAGAUGGUUUCUGGCUGGUCUGGUCAGCUGGGGAAUGGGAUGUGCACGUGCAAAUCACUAUGGAGUAUACACCAGGAUCACUCAAGUGCUGGGCUGGAUGAACCAAACCAUGAGCUGAGAAAAGUGCAUCUCUCUAUCUCUGUACAUCAUCUGAUGUAUCCCCAUCACACCUACACUCACAUGGUACUCAUUCCUGAUCUUGCUCACUUGCCUCUCAGAGAGAGUGUGGGAUGUUGUCAGACCCAGGAUGCUCUUCUGAACAGGGUAAAAAAGGCUGCUGCAGGGAUUGUAGAGAAAAGCAGGCAGACCCUCUUCCCCAUUAGUACUUCCCAGGGAGCAUCCCAAGGGGUUUUUUGGCCAUCCAUCCAAAAGCGGGGAGAAGAGAGGCAGGUGAGGGAGUUGGGGGGCGAUGACAUGAAACACAGCAAUAGUCCCAAGCUGAUGGUUUCUGAGAAGAGGACUAAGGGGAGCUGAACUUUCCAUGAACCAUGUGAUUCAGCCACAGUCUUAUGCUGGAACAUUUGCUGAAAGAAAAUGUGACUGAUGUAGUUAGAGAUUCCAGUAACUGUGAAAUCAAUCUGCCUCCCUCUUCCUUCCUGCUGCUUAUCCUUCAUCCCCCUUCCCCUCCCAUCACUCCUCCUCUUCCAUCUCCCUAAUUGCUUCUUUUCUUAGCUGGCGUGUGCUGUUCAGUGUGCUGUUCAGCUCAGCCAGGCAACUCUUCACGUCUCACUGACUCCCAGGCAUGAGUCCAGCAUCGCACCCCCAAGCACGUGUCCUGCCUCCCUGCUGGAGCAGCACCCAGCCUCCACUGCUGCACUUCCCCCAGUAAAAAUGCUGGAGCAGACUCCCACCCCCUUCCCUCAG
Pseudopodoces humilis (Tibetan ground-tit) is the source of this 3172-nucleotide messenger RNA. It is a transcript of the gene TMPRSS6, whose product is annotated as transmembrane serine protease 6. Gene Ontology annotation, biological process: proteolysis. The record is from RefSeq and is a predicted model, not a curated record. NCBI's taxonomy places the organism in Eukaryota, Metazoa, Chordata, Aves, Passeriformes, Paridae. Gene Ontology annotation, molecular function: serine-type endopeptidase activity; protein binding.